This is a messenger RNA of Populus trichocarpa (black cottonwood), 1286 nucleotides long. Its product is annotated as ethylene-responsive transcription factor 6. The coding region runs from base 128 to 1165 and encodes 345 amino acids. The record is from RefSeq and is a predicted model, not a curated record. NCBI's taxonomy places the organism in Eukaryota, Viridiplantae, Streptophyta, Magnoliopsida, Malpighiales, Salicaceae. Gene Ontology annotation, molecular function: DNA-binding transcription factor activity; DNA binding. Gene Ontology annotation, biological process: ethylene-activated signaling pathway; regulation of DNA-templated transcription. The transcript has a single exon.
UCAACUCCAUCCCCAUCUCCCUUUGUGUUUCCUCCCCUACAGAAAAAGAGAGAGUACCCAUUUCUUGAGAGAUUAAGAGUUACCUCUUGUAUUGUUCUUGGAAAUCUUGAAGCUGUGCUCGAUCAACAUGUCAACUGAUGUAUCAACAGCCUUAGAGUUCAUUAAGCACCACUUGCUUGGCGAUCUUCUUUCACCUAUUGCUACCUCCUCCUCAGCUUCUUUUUGUCAAUUUUCUACUAACACUGAAAUUUCUACUUAUGAGACUACAGGCUGCUGCUCACAGGCUUCGACUUCUGACUCUUCCACUGCAUUUCCUUAUUUUUUAGAUUCUCCUGGCCCUGAUUUCUUCGUAUUCUCUUCCGAUUUUAGCCCUGCUCAAGAUAACAAGACCAAUAUCUUCGAGUUUGAAGCUAAACCUGAAAUCAUUGAUCUCUUAACGCCAAAACCCCUCGAUUCAACCUCCCACCUCAAUUCCCAACCAAGCAGCAGCAGCAGCAGCAGCAAUAGCAGUAACUUGUUCGAAUUUGUGAAACCACAAAUUAUUUCUCAUCCAGUCAACAAUUUCUUCUAUGAAGAAUCAAAGCCUCGAGUUGAACCAACUCGGAAACCGUCAUUGAAAAUAUCGCUGCCCAGCAGAAAAUCCGAAUGGAUUCAGUUUUCUAACACGAACCCGCAACCCGUGGAUGAUAAUUCUGGUGUUGCUGUAGAAGAAAAAAAGCAUUACAGAGGAGUCCGACACAGGCCAUGGGGCAAGUACGCAGCAGAGAUACGGGACCCGAACCGGAGAGGUUCACGUGUGUGGCUAGGAACCUUCGAUACAGCUCUCGAAGCUGCCAGAGCCUAUGAUCGAGCUGCCUUCAAGCUGCGCGGGUCGAAAGCGAUUCUCAAUUUUCCAUUAGAAGCUGGGAGGUGUGAUGUACGCGCCAACGAAGAAGGUGAAAGGAAAAGACUUAGAGAGUGUGACGCGGAAGAGAGAGAGGAUGUUAAGAGGGUUAUGCGAGUGGUUAAGAGAGAGGAACCCGAGAGGGAUGUUCCGCUGACGCCGUCAUGUUGUACGGCUGCGUGGGAUAUAUGUGGCGAUUCAAAGGGUGUAUUUAACGUGCCACCAUUGUCUCCGUUAUCUCCUCACCCGUCGUUGGGAUUUCCACAGCUACUGGUUAUUUGAUUAGAAUUGAAUUGCCGUUUUUCUUUUUAUUUUUUAUUUACUCGAGUUUUUUCUUUUAAGUGUAUAUAUAGAAACGGAGGGAAAAAAAAGCAUGCACUGUAAUAAAUUAUGUUUUCCGUAA